UCAAUCAACUGAUUUACCGAGUUCAUUUGACUGGAGUGAUUUUUAUAUGGGACGUAAUACUCGACGUAGUAUGCGUAAUGAUAGAUUAUUAGAUAAUUCAGAAAUUUUCAACGAAUUAAAAACAAAGUUUAAACCAGGGACACAAAUUGAGGCACGAGAUAGAUUAAAGGAAUGGGUACCAUCCUCCAUAAUAGACUCUAAAGGAUGUCGCGUGUUAAUUCAUUAUAAUGAUGUACCAUCGUUCUAUGAUGAAUGGGUUGAUAUUAGUAGUGAUCGACUGCGCACGAAAUCUGUCAAAAAAGAGGAUUCAAAUAUUUCAAAAAGUACAUCAUCAUUUUCUUCUACAUCGAUUUGUAGUAGAAAGGAAUCGAGUAAGAAAAAAAUUAAAUCAAAAUCUAAUGCUGACGAUUCUAUGUCAGAAUUAGAAUUUGUAGAUAUCGAUACGUUACCUGAAGAGUUUCCAGUAAAACAAAAGUGGUGUAUAUAUUGUAAUCAAUGCAAUGUAGUCAUAAAGCAAUUUAGAUAUUAUUGUACUUAUUGUGAAACACCUUCAGAAGGCAACGACUACAAAAGUUUUGAAUUAUGUGUAUGGUGUUUUGCUCAUCAAUUUCCAAAUUAUCACGAACAUCCACGUUGUUCAUUCGCCGUUCAAUCAUUAAUUGAUGAUGAGGCGAUUAAAAUUUCUUCAAAGGGUGAAGUUAUUAAAAUGUUUGAUAAAGAUGAUUUUGACCCAAAUUACAAAGAUCCAGGUUUCGAUUUUUUUAAUCAUGACGAUGCACCAUUUGACAAUGAUAUGGGAUAUCUUUAUCUUCAAGCUUGGAGUUCUCGUAAAAUCUGUGGAUUUUGUAAUGAUGAUGAUGCUCAUCAACUUGGUGGAUUUAUUGGUCCUCAACCUUUUAUCUCUAACACAUAUACGCGUCAUGGUGAGAAACAAAAACUAUUCUGGGCUCAUCAAGCAUGUGCUAAAUAUUCUCCUGAAGUUUUUGUUACAAAAUCCAAUGAAUGGUAUAAUGUGACAUUGGCUUGGAAAAGAGGUCGUGGCAUGAAAUGCGGAAAAUGUAGAGAACGAGGUGCCACGAUUGGUUGCUUUGAACCAAAAUGUGCCAAAAGUUAUCACCUUCCGUGUACCGAUAAACCUCUUUCUCAUUUUGAGAUGGGUGUAAUUUUUUAUUGUCCAGCCCAUGAAGCCCGUUACAUUCAAAAAGCAGACAAAUGGUGGACUUGUAAGCCGUGCGAGUCCAAUUUUUUUUCAUCAUUUGAUUUAUGUCCGCAGUGUUUCGAUGAGAAAUUUCCAGAAAACCAUCAACACGGAAAAGAUUCAUUUGAAGAAAUUUCUGUUAAACAAAUUAAAGAUGAACAAAUCACAAAACAAGCAGCAAUUGCUGUGGCUAGUCAGAAAGCCCGUACAUCACGAAAAAAAUCCAAGAAUUUAAUUCAUAGAAAAGGAGGCCGAGUUCAAUGUUCAUAUUGUUGGGCAGAAGAAUCACCUCUAUUAAUGUGUGAAGAUUGUUUUGAAUUAGUUUUAGUUAAUAAUACAUCAGGAGAUUCAAUAUUAGAAGCCAAUAAGCUUAUGGUCACCAGUGAAGAUUAUUCUUAUAGACCAUAUCUCACCAGAAAUUCUUGUUCAGAUGCUAAAUUUGAUAAUUCUGAAUCACAAGCAAUGUAUUUGGAUACUUACGAACCAGCGGAAAAUCAAUUAUUCUCAUUACCUUUUGAUAGUUCAUAUUUUGAUAUUCCAGGAAGAGCUCCUAGAUGGGCAACACAUAGUGGUACCGAUUAUCAUGGAACAUGGUUACCACAAACUGUUCGAAGAGCUUUGCUUAGAUACACAAGGAAAAAUGAUAGAAUCUUGUCGAAUUUUCUUGGUAGAGGUACUGAUGCUAUAGAAUGUUUUUUACUUGGUAGAAGACUUGUUGGAAUAGAUAUAAAUCCUGCAGCGAUUGCAUUAUCCCAAAGAAAUUGUUCAUUCGCUAUUCCACCAAAUCGAGGUAUUACAGCUGAACAUCGUCCUAUAAUUCUUCAAGCUGAUUCAAGACAAUUGGUUGGUAAUAUUUUCGAAGAUGAUUCUUUUGAUCAUAUUUUAAGUCAUCCUCCAUAUAAGAAUUGUGUUGAAUAUUCAACUCAUAUUGAUGGAGAUUUAUCAAGAUUUUCAAAUUCUAAAGAGUUUGCGAUGGAAAUGUCUAAAGUUAUUGAAGAUUCUUGGAGAAUGUUAAAACCGGGAAAAAGAGUUACUCUUGGUAUUGGUGAUAAUCGGGAACAUUGUUUUUAUGUUCCCGUUAGUUUUAAUUUAUUUCGACAAUAUAUGGAUCAAGGAUUUGAACUAGAGGAAUUGGUAGCGAAACGACAAAGAUAUUGUCAAGCAUUUGGACUUGGUACAUAUCUUUGUGUACAGUAUGAUUUUUUGAUGUUUACUCAUGAAUUUAUUGCAACUUUCAAAAAAGUUAAUCAAAAGAAUAAUGAUCGGAUGUUGGUUGAAAUGGGAAUCCCUAUACUUCCCAUUGCACGUAAAAGUGUUGUUAUGGGUACAACUUGGACAUUUAAACCUACACCUACUCAUUCCUUCGUACAACUUUAUAAAGAAGACAGUGAUGACGACAUUCCGGAAUAUGAGAAAAUAAGACAAAAAAGAAUUCAAGAAAAUCAAAAAAUGUUACUUUCACUAGGACUCAAAUGUGAUUUAGGAGAAGAAUCCGAUGACAUUUCUCACCUAGAAAAAUUAUUAAAAAGUAAACCUUUACCAUAUCCCACACCUACAGCAUUAAUAGUUGUUCCACAUAUUCCAAAUAAUUUAAUAGAAUCAUCACCUCAAGUUAUUCCUGUAUAUCGAGCUGCAAUUAAGAAAAUAGCUCAAGAAGCAUAUUUAAAAUUACCUCCUUCAGGAUUUUUAGUUAUUGGUAGUCAAGAUGUGAGAACCAUUCAUGAUAAAAAAUUAUGGCCACUCGGUAUGUUAUUUAUGGAAGAUGUUGUGAAAAUAGUUGGGGAAGAUAAAAUGCCUUUAAAAGAACUUGUAAUUACUGUACCUGAUGGUUACGCUAAAGAUAAGAAAAAAAUUUGUUCUAAAGAAGAAUAUGUUGAAGAAAAAUGUAUUGUAAAUGAAGAAGAAAAUGCUGUACAUUUGCCUAUCGUUCAUGCAUGUUAUCUUAUAUUUAUGAAACUUAGAUAA
This is a messenger RNA of Diversispora eburnea, 3163 nucleotides long. Lineage: Eukaryota; Fungi; Glomeromycota; Glomeromycetes; Diversisporales; Diversisporaceae. The record is from the annotation of a GenBank genome assembly.